This is a messenger RNA of Silurus meridionalis, 2568 nucleotides long. It is a transcript of the gene ctps1b, whose product is annotated as CTP synthase 1b. Gene Ontology annotation, cellular component: cytoplasm; cytoophidium. Lineage: Eukaryota; Metazoa; Chordata; Actinopteri; Siluriformes; Siluridae. The record is from RefSeq and is a predicted model, not a curated record. Gene Ontology annotation, biological process: pyrimidine nucleobase biosynthetic process; CTP biosynthetic process. Gene Ontology annotation, molecular function: CTP synthase activity; identical protein binding.
GUUUGUUAUAUAGAUUGCAGUUGAGUAGUGCUGCAGUGUUAUGCAAUCACAACAACCUCGUGUUCGCGUGCUGGCGGACUGACAGUCCACCUGACUGCUCAUGCUGACCUGCGCGCGAGGAAAGAGAGCGUAUAUCUGUUUUCAUCCCUAACAUGAAGUACAUUUUGGUCACCGGUGGAGUUAUAUCAGGAAUCGGGAAAGGCAUUAUUGCUAGCAGUGUGGGAGCAAUCCUCAAAUCCUGUGGCCUCCACGUCACCGCCAUCAAGAUCGAUCCCUACAUUAACAUUGAUGCAGGCACAUUUUCUCCCUACGAGCACGGUGAAGUGUUUGUGCUGGAUGAUGGGGGUGAAGUUGAUCUAGAUUUAGGAAACUAUGAACGCUUUCUGGAUAUCCGGCUAACCAAAGACAACAACUUGACUACCGGGAAGAUUUAUCAGUCAGUUAUAACAAAAGAGAGGAGAGGAGAUUAUCUUGGCAAAACUGUGCAAGUGGUACCACACAUCACCGAUGCUAUUCAGGAAUGGGUUAUGUGGCAAGCCAAAGUGUCAGUGGAUGAUGACGGGGUCGAGCCACAAGUCUGUGUAAUAGAGUUGGGAGGUACCGUGGGAGACAUUGAAAGCAUGCCUUUCAUAGAAGCCUUCAGGCAGUUCCAGUUUAAGGUGAAACGAGAGAACUUCUGCAACAUUCAUGUCAGUCUGGUUCCUCAGCCCAGUACUACAGGAGAGCAGAAGACUAAGCCUACACAAAACAGUGUGCGAGAGCUCCGUGGUUUGGGCCUUUCACCUGACCUGAUCGUUUGCCGGUGUGCUACCCCUCUGGACACUGCAGUGAAAGAGAAGAUCUCAAUGUUCUGUCAUGUAGAGCCAGAGCAGGUCAUCUGUAUACAUGAUGUGUUUUCAGUCUACAGAGUUCCACUGCUCAUGGAGAAUCAGGGAAUGGUGGGGUUUUUUUGCAAUCGCCUAAAUCUCCCCAUUGAGACAAAACCCCACAGGAUGCUCACCAAGUGGAAAGAAAUGUCAGAUAGAACUGACCGCCUUUUGGAAAGCACAUCGAUUGCGUUAGUCGGAAAGUACACCAAAUUUGCAGACUCCUAUGCAUCAGUGAUUAAAGCACUGGAACAUUCUGCCCUUGCAAUCAACUACAAGCUUGAGGUGAAAUACAUAGACUCUGCAUAUCUGGAGCAGAGCACAGAGCAGGAUGACCCAGUGAAGUAUCACGAAGCCUGGCAGAAGCUCUGCAGUGCUGAUGGUGUUUUGGUGCCAGGAGGCUUUGGUGUCCGAGGCACUGAGGGAAAGAUUAAUGCUAUUAACUGGGCAAGGAACAAAAAGCCCUUUUUAGGUGUUUGUCUGGGCAUGCAGCUUGCUGUGUGCGAAUUUGCUCGCAAUGUGCUAGGCUGGAAAGAUGCCAACUCAACUGAAUUUGAUCCUGACACAACGCACCCUGUAGUGAUUGAAAUGCCAGAACAUAAUCCUGGACAAAUGGGUGGCACUAUGAGGUUGGGGAAAAGGCGAACCAUCUUCAAAAGCACCUCAAGUAUUCUCAGGAAAUUGUAUGGAGAUGCUGAGUAUGUCGAUGAACGUCACAGACAUCGUUUUGAGGUGAACCCGGAGCUAAAGCACUGCUUGGAAGAAAAAGGCCUCCGCUUUGUUGGCCAGGAUCAGGAGGGCGAGCGCAUGGAAAUUAUUGAAAUAGAAGAUCAUGCUUACUUUGUAGGGGUGCAGUUCCAUCCAGAGUUCACCUCUCGCCCCUUUAAGCCUUCACCUCCCUACUUUGGCCUGCUUUUAGCAGCUGCAGGAAAACUACAGAGCUAUCUGCUCAAAGGGUGCAGACUUUCACCACGGGACGUAUACAGUGACCACAGUGGCAGUAGUUCUCCAGAUUUGGAGCUCUCUGAACUCAAAUUCCCACCAAGUACAUAGGGAUCUACUUACACACAAUGGACAUGGACAAAGGAAAUUUAAAAGCAUCAUAGCUUAUUAUACUUUAUUACUUUUACAGACUGUACUUUUGAUCAUUUUGUAUGAGAGCAGAAGAGACCUAUUGACUUUGAAACACAAGGUGUUAAUGCUUAGAGCCAUCAGUGCAGCAGAACACAGAAUUAAUAAACUCCUACAUAUUUAAAUGUCUAUUUUAAUGUUUAGGGGUUAUAAUAGGGGGUUGAAAUAUUUAUACAUGUAUAAGAAUAUAUAUAUUUGCAUAUGUGAAAAGAUAUCCUAGUCACUUGUGGAUAUUACACAGUACAUCUUUAAAUAAACAAUACAAACGGUUCUCUUAACCCCAUUCACAGCUUUAUAAUUCUGUGCUGAUUUUGAAAUACUAGUAAAUGCACAAGGAAAAUGUACCUGCAGACAUACAGUGUCUCUAUGAGGUAUAAAGGUACUGAUAUUUAUUAUGGAUUAAACUUUUAUUUUUAAUAUGUAAUAUUCUGAAACAUACAGCAAUGUAGCAGAUCCUGUGUUGGUCGCAAAACUAUUUUUCAUAUCUUGAAAAUUGUCACUUAUUUAUUUAAUUUGGUGUUCUUUAAACUCUCCAUGUAUUGCUGCGGUGUUAAUAAACCUCUGAAAUGCA